Kluyveromyces lactis is the source of this 1521-nucleotide messenger RNA. It is a transcript of the gene RPN3, whose product is annotated as proteasome regulatory particle lid subunit RPN3. NCBI's taxonomy places the organism in Eukaryota, Fungi, Ascomycota, Saccharomycetes, Saccharomycetales, Saccharomycetaceae. Gene Ontology annotation, biological process: ubiquitin-dependent protein catabolic process; regulation of protein catabolic process. Gene Ontology annotation, cellular component: proteasome regulatory particle, lid subcomplex; proteasome complex. Gene Ontology annotation, molecular function: enzyme regulator activity. The record is from RefSeq and is a predicted model, not a curated record. Bases 1 to 1521 code for a protein of 506 amino acids. The transcript has a single exon.
AUGUCUAGUGACGCUAUGGAUAUUGAUUCGGUCCCAGAGGCCGCGGUCGAUAACAAUUCUAAUGAGGAUGCCGUUGUGGAUAAACUUCUUGAAAUCCUCAAGCAGGUUUCUAAGAGUACAUUAUCAAUGGAUUCACGUUACGUAUGGAAAUCAUUGAGAGAUUUUGCAGCAUUAAGACAUGACGUUACCGUGGAAAAUACUUCAAUCUUGGUGAACUUGGUGUAUCCGGACGAUUCUUCUUAUAAGAAGUAUCUAUUAAAAACUAUCCACCCUACUUCUAGACCUAAAGUAGAAAAUGCUGUAAAGUUUAGAGAAGAGUAUCCAGCUAGUUUGUAUCAAUUGCAGCAAGAUGGUACGAGUUUGGAUGUAUCAUCUGAAGUGAAUUCAUUUGUCCAUUACAUUGUCCAAUCGCUCUUAUUGGACUCAAAUAGGAUUGAUGAAUUGCAACAGUUCAACAAGACACAUGUGAUUCCUCAAGUGUUAAAGCAAUAUAAUAACAGAAACUUGGAUUUGAUAAAUGCCAAGAUAUGGUUCUACAUCAACAGAGCUAACGAACUAACGUCUACUCCAAACGACUCGUCAUUAUUGGCAGAAAUGAUGCAAUACUUAAAGUCAGCAACCUUAAAGCACGAUAAUGAAACUAAGGCUACUUUAAUAACUAGUAUCUUGAGACAGUAUUUGAGAUUAGGUGAAAUUGAACUAGCAGCGGACUUUGUUUCCAAGGUUGAGUUCCCAUCUGGUGAUAACGUUUCCAGUCCUUUGGAAGCACGUUAUUACUUCUAUCUAUCCAAGAUCCAUGCCAUCCAAUUAGAUUACUCGCAGAGUCAUGAGUACGUUAUUUCUGCAUUAAGGAAAGCUCCACACACAAAGAACAGUUUAGGUUUCUUACAACAAGCGAACAAACUCCAAUGUUGUAUACAACUUUUGAUGGGUGACAUUCCAGAACUUACAUUUUUCCACCAAAAGGGUCUUGAAAAAUCACUUCUACCUUAUUAUCAUAUUACAAAGGCUGUCAAAUUAGGGGAUUUGAACCUUUUCACACAAUCUUUAUCCAAAUAUAAAAAAGAGUUGGUUCAAGAUUCUAACUAUCAACUAUGUGUCAGAUUGAGAUCUAAUGUCAUUAAGACCGGUAUUAGAAUGAUUUCAUUAACGUAUAAGAAAAUUUCUUUGAAGGACAUAUGCCUAAAAUUACAUCUAGAUUCUGAACAGACUGUGGAAUACAUGAUUUCUCGUGCCAUUAGAGAUGGUGUCAUUGAAGCUAAGAUAAACCACGAAGAAGGUUAUAUCGAAACAAGUGAACUAUUGAAUGUUUACAGCACAAAGCAACCACAACAAGUGUUUGAUGAAAGAAUUAGAUUUGUCAACCACCUACAUUCGGACUAUGUUACAGGAAUGAGGUUCCCAGAUUCAAGAGAAGAAGACAAUUCAAAGAAAUUGUCUGAUGAGUCCUUGGAAACAACUAUGGACCUGAACUCUAUGAAUCUAUCGGACUUCGAUUCAGAUCUUGAUGAUGUAAUCUAG